This is a messenger RNA of Phascolarctos cinereus (koala), 3342 nucleotides long. RefSeq names its product SERTA domain containing 4 (gene SERTAD4). Gene Ontology annotation, cellular component: nucleus. Lineage: Eukaryota; Metazoa; Chordata; Mammalia; Diprotodontia; Phascolarctidae. The record is from RefSeq and is a predicted model, not a curated record.
AAGGCGCCCCGUGUGCAGCCUGAGGAGCGGCGGCGGCUGCAGGAGGAGGAGGAGUGGAGAGGAGGAGGAGGAGGAGGAGGGAGGGGGCGAGGAAGGCGCGCUUGUCAUGCUCGCUCUCUAACCCUGGGGGCAUCCUGAAAACCUCUCCUCGGAAACCCACGGGGAAAUGGGAAACAGGAUUGACGGGUUUCACACGCUCCUCGCUAGACUGAGCCGCUCAUUAUCAUAACCGUCUGGAGGAGCGGCGGCGGCGUCUCAGACGAGGCCAGCGGGACCUGCCGGGCAGCCCCAGCCGCCGACCUCCCAGCGCCGGGCCGCGGGACGAGCCGAAGCCCGCCGAGCCGCCCGGGAUCCCUGCGGCGGGCGCGCACGGUGGGGGCCAGGGGCACGGGGGAUCUCGGGGCGUGGGGUGAGCGCCCGCCCGCCGCUGAGGUGGAGCAGAGCAAGAGGAGGAGGAGAAGCAGCAGCACCCACGGCCGCCGCUACCUCCCGGCUGACCCCGCGAUUUAAGGUUGUCAGAGAUGACUCUGGUUCUGUCCAUGAAUAGAUUCUGUGAUCCUAUUGUUUCGGAAGGAGCUGCCGAAAUUGCUGAGUACCAGACACUAUGGGAAUCCGACUGCUACAGCCACUGCAGCCCCUCAGGUCCUCUCCAGGCUCCCCCCCAGGGGGACAGAGGGGUCUGCCACUCUCUGGCAGGAUCACAUUACAGGGGAAUUUCAAAUCCUAUCACAACAUCCAAGAUCACAUACUUUAAGAGGAAGUAUGUGGAAGAAGAGGAUUUUCACCCACCACUCAGCAGCUGUAACCAUAAAACCAUCUCCAUUUUUGAGGAACGAGCUCACAUCCUUUACAUGUCCUUAGAAAAGCUAAAGUUUAUCGAUGACCCUGAAGUAUAUCUCCGAAGAUCUGUGCUUAUAAAUAACUUAAUGAAAAGGAUCCAUGGAGAAAUUAUCAUGCAGAAUAACUGGUGCUUUUCUGCCUGCUCGUUUAGUGGAGCCUCCUCCCAGGAGUGGUUCAUGGCCCAAGACUGUCCUUACCGAAAACGAAUCCGGAUGACAAAAGAGGACUGUGACAAGUUUCAUGCCUGCUGCUUCUAUCAGGAAUGUGGUGGUCACUACCUAAACUUACCCUUCUCUGUUAGUGCUCAUGGGGGAAAUUCUUCUGCCUCACCCUCUUCUUCCUCCUCCUCUUCCUCCUCUUCUACCCCUAUGUCUUUGCCAAGUUGUUCCCACCAGGUGGAUUAUGGCAUAAGCAGUGCACCUCUUUACAGAAGUGAUGACCAGAUACCUGCCAAUGAAAUAUUCAUUACUAAUGCCAGGUCUCCUGGCAUUCAGGAAAAGGCCAAAUUAAAUGAUGAGAAAGCAAAUAAUGAAACUGAGAGAGAUGGCAUAACCCUAAGUCGGGAACCCAUGAGAGGCGACCAUGCUCUUGAAUGUAAAGGCAAAUUUUAUGAUUAUUUUGAGACUGGGUGUAAUGAAAAAAGCAAUGUAAGUGAAUCUUGGAAAAAAUCCUUAAGGAAAAAGGAAUCUUUACAGAGUAAUAAACUGUGCUGCAGCAAAGGAAGUAAAAUAUGAGCCAUCUUUUUGCUGUAACUUUGAAGCAUGCACAGCAUGAUCAAUUAGCUAUCAUAAAUUUUAUUUUGAAUGGAUUUUAUAGUUUUGUACAACUGAUACAAUUAUGCCAUGAACAUGUCGUGUAGUUUUAAUGCCUGGAGAGCAGAUUGCGUAAAACAUCUGUACAAUCUGCAUCAGUGAGCUACUUAUAAAUAUGGAGAUUUCACAGAGAAAACAGUUGAAUUACUGCUUACAAGUAUAUCUUAGUUUGUAACAGAAAAGACCAGUAGAUCAGAUUGGGGAUAAGGAGCCCUUUUAUAUGUCCCUUGCCUUGCAAGAAGUCUGUGACUAACUAAGAAAGGUCAUCAGUUUGCCAGUUAAUUAGCUAGUUAUUUGGUAAGCACAUCAAUAUUUCCAGCUAGGGUUAUCUGCUUCAUAUAUACGAUACAGUAUUUAUUCUGAGUAAAAGACUGGAUUUAGUGAAAUCAGAUGAACUGACUUCACACUCUGGUGUAGACACUGUUAAAUAUUGGUAUUUAACAGUCUCGGGUGACUGAAGAAAUUGGUAUGUAAUAUAACUAAACACACCUGUUUAUGGAACCAUAAUAAAAACAAAUUCCGUGGAAUGGAGUCACUUGCAAGUCUCUGCCUUGCCUGUGAUGAGUAAAGAGGUUUUGGGAGGUCUGUUGUCAUACAGGGCGUUUUUUGGUGCCUUACUUUAUCUUAAUUUUUGCCAUUGUGAAAAUUAAGGAUAAAAUCAGAGUUACAGCAGGGAUUUAACAAACAGAAAAUAACACACAGGGUGGAUCAAUAUUGUUCGAAAACUGUUACAUUUGAAAUAUUGAGUUCAACUUUUUAUUCGACAUCUCUAUUCUUCCUUUUUUCAAUGCCCAAUUGCUUUUGGAUUUGGCAUUUUUAGAAAGGGAUUGAGGAAACAAUAGAGAGAUCUGUUAUAAACCAGCACUAGCUGCUUAUGCAUUUCUAUGGCAACAGUCUGUUGCUGGGGUUUGUUGUUUUUUGUUUUUGUUUUUGUUUUUUUGUAUAAUGAAGUUCAUGAACCAGUGGCAUGCUUUAUACUUUAAUCUGUUUUGCAUAAUUUCACUCCUUUAGAUUAUAAAAGCAUGUGGUUUUUUUAUAUAUGACUUUUGCUGUUAAUUAAGAAGCACAAUCUUAAUAAAUGAUGUGGCGAUCAAUAAGGUUCUAUCUUGAAUGUAAAGAUUUUAGUUUCUGAAAAGUUAUUUUGGAGAAAUGGGACUUGAAUCUACAGUGGCUAAAAUAGAUUUGGUCAAAAUUCUUCAUUUUCAUCACUUAAGCAUAUACGUUUUCAAAAGUGUCCAAAAGAUCCCUCCCAUCCUUCUCUACUCCCCCCAAUCUAUCUACUACCUAAAGUAUAUUCCCAUUUACAAGGUUAUGAAUUGACUUGGCCAUUCUUAAACAGUGCUUCACAGGAAUUAAAUAUCAAAUGAUGGAAAUAAAUAUGUUCUGUUCCUCCUCCCCAAUUUCUCCAAGAUAAAAGCUUUUUUAAAAAAAUUUAUUGCUAUUAAUAUUAAAUAUAGGUCUCAUUCAUACAGUGUAUGAGUAGGAUCAUCAUUUGGACAAUUGUCCACAAGGACCAAUUUUUUUUAAACAUGUUCUUGUGUUGUAGCUGAGUAGUCUAGUAAUGUCUGUUCUUUAUUUUCAAUAUUUGAUAAACGUUUGAUGUUAGAUAUUAGAUGCUUGUAUACCAACGUGUUGUUGUAGUAAAGUGAGGUUUUACUUGGUAUAUAUUUAUUAAAAUUACCAAAAUUCA